CACUCAUUAGGUUAGAGAUCGAGGAUUACUAUUCUUCUGGUGCGAUCGGAAAUCUCAACAUUUUCCACUUGUUUAAAAACUCUGCAUUUCCUCCUGUCCGCUGUGAAAGGGGAAUAAAAACUAAUCGGAAACUAAUAGUGUUACGUUGUCUUGUCUCUACUACGUAAUCCUGAGUGAAAGUGGGGGCGUCCGUGUCAUAAAUUCCGAGAGAAAGAGAGAGGAUUGAAAUAAUCAAUAGGAUGACGACAUUUCUCUUGGCCGAGAGAGAGAAAGUCUGCUGUCGUCGUGUUCCUUCAUCCAAGUGCAAAUGUACCGACUGACAUUGUGUGCUUUGGCUGGUUAGCAAUAUCGAUUGGCCUUUGGUGCAGAAGAAGGAACCAAAUGUGGUGCUAUUACAUGUACGAGAGUGGCACAUGGAUUUUUGCUUUUUCGAUAACAUUCCAUCCUACGUGCGACCAGUCCCCCACUGGCGUUCCUCCGUCUCUCUCCACUUGGACUUCCUCCUCCCAGACGCACCUCGAAUCACUGCGCUUCCAAAAAGUAACUCAACUAAUCCUCCGAAACAUUUAAUAAGAGGGAGCGUGUCUCUUUUUACCGAACCGUUAUUACAUGAGUCACACAAGUCGAGGCUCAACCGUGUAAUAUAAUAUUCCAUGUUUGUUAUACUGACCUCACCACUUUUCAGACGUCAGAAAGAAGAAGAAGAAGUCCAAUCUUGGUUGGACAUUGGUCUCUCGUUCUGUUCGUUAGCAAAACCAUAACAAGUUAUGCAACCCCUUCGUGCCAGUUUUGCACCAGGUAAAUAAAAGUAAGCGGGGUACCCCCUUAACAACGUGAAGAAACGAUUAAUUGACGGUGAUGUGAUCAGUGGAGAAGCCAACCAAGCAACGAGAACUCAUUGGUAUCCAAUUGCGGAUAAAAACAAUAAUCCAGUUCGUCCGUGCCAUAUAAUAAAGGAGUGGAUUUCUUUUCCUUGCCGUGUAUGCAUCGUGUGAUCACCAUUCGUAUCGUAUCGUAUCGUCUAAACAACUAGUAAAUCGUAACGCAAGUUCUGUUGUUUUGCUUAAAUGGAUUAUUGUUCUGCAGUAGUGCUUCGCUGACGCUGACGGAUAGUUUGUCAGUCGAAAACAGCGAGAGAUAUGUUAAGUUGAGCACUUCUUCUUCUGGUCGGAGAGGGGAAAUUAGGGAAUUUUAUUACAAAUUCAAUAAGCAAGGACGAGAGUAAUUUCUACUCGUGAUUGUUCCAAAUCGUUCAACCUUUACGGAAUUUGAUUUUGCCAUAUAUACAUUUUUAGCCGUACGCAAGUUACAACAAUACAAUUUCGACUCGUUAGGUUUAUUUUGUCUGAUAUAAUAUAAUCAUCAUCAUAUUAGUUUUUGGCAAGUUGGGCAGCGUAAAAAGGAACCGAGUUAUUGUAUAUAAAUAGUUAAUUCAAUUCUUCGCAAAACUCAUCCAUACAUUUCGCCCAUGUCGUGCCAUGAACAAAGUUCAGUUCAUUACACUCCUAGCUCGCAAUAAAACCUUUAAAUGAGAGGAUAUUAAGCCAGUGGCAGCGUGCAUUCCCAAAUAAUAAUGUACUGACAAUGUGUGUGUCGGAAACGGACCGUGUCGUUGGUGUGAUAUUAAAAACUGUUAUUAUUAUUCUUUUCCAUCAAUUUCAUAGGAAAGAGUAGCACCAGGUUCGUGGGGCACUUUAAAUAUUUCUGCGAUUGAAUACUACCAAGGCUGGCUUUUACGACUUUUGCUGUUGAAACUACCACUUAUUGAUAAACAAGAUAAUUAAAUAGGAUGGAUAACUGAAUGCCAAUAAUUUUUUUAUUGUAUGGACUAUUGGAUUUUUUUUACCAAAGAGUCAGAAUUAUUUUUGCCUUGCUCCAGUUUGCAUAGGCACUUUUUGAGCAGGACUGGACCCGAGUGGUCUUGACAGGGACAAAAUUAUUCUCACAUUUGCACAUUUGCAGUUUCCUCUCUCGUUGAUAUUACUAUAGUCAACUAAUUUCAGUAUGGAAAAGAUUAUUUAAGUAAUCUUUAUUAAAUUGAUCUAGCCAACCAGAUCUACACGAUUGCUGUAUGAAAAAAAUAUUUAGUACAGGAAAACGGUCAGUGGGCAAGAAGCGAAUUUAUAAGUAAGAAAAUGGUGGCAUAUCAUCGAUGACAGUAUAAACUUGCAAAACUGUAACUUUCAGUAUUAUUGUGUACACUUUGAAUGUCCAUAUCCCUAUAUCUGGAUAUUUAUUGACAGGAACUAUUCCACUUGAGGUCUUUAAACUUUUUGCAUAACAGCGUCUCAUCCAAUUUAGACUAUAAAGAGUAAAUUGCAUUCUAAAGAAAGUUGGAUUCAAUUAAUUUUACACAAACUGUAACUUGCUCCAAAUUGUGAACUCUGCGAAACAUUUAUAAAACCAUCAAAUUAUCAAAAUUGAUUUAGUUGCUGUUGAUUGCAAACUGUAUGUAAACCAUUUCUUAAUGCAAAUCAACUUACUGCAUAGACACAAACAUCAAUAUAAUAAACAUAGACUGCAUAGUUGUGAUUACAGCAAAUGCCAUUGUUAGCCUUAGUCAGACAGUCGUUUGCACGAGACUCAACAAUUGUAUGAUUUCAUUUAAACCAUAUUAAAGUCACAUAUUAUAUAAAACAAAUUGCAGAAUAGACUUUUAACUAUAAAAUUAGGUCAUAUAAUAAAUUACAAUAAUAAUAAUAAUAAGCUAGAUAAAUACUGGACGUGUAAAAUCAAGUGUCAAAUCUUUUCUCAUUGUAUAAAUAAUAUAAUUUGUAUUAUUCGAAUUAAACGCAAGUCUCUCUUCUAAAUACUUACGUAUUAUCGUAAACAAGCUGUCAUUCGGUGGUGACUAACGGAUUUUAAUUGCAAAUUUCAACUGUGAACACAAUAAAUAUGGGCUGCUGUAAAGUGUAUUGCAAAAAGAUGCAAGAAAGACAACCAAUCCUGGAAAAAGUUAGCCUGGCCAUUCAAGGCUCGUUGGAGAAUUUUUUCUACAGAUGGGGCGUCCUUGUCGCCACACAUCCAUUCAAAUUCAUUUUUGGAGCAUUCAUGUUCACAGCACUAUUGGCAUUGGGAUUUAUAAACUUUACCCAAGAAAAUCGACCAGAUAAAUUAUGGAUUCCACGAGACUCCAAGUUUGCAAGCGACACAGAAUGGCUAAGAAAUAACUUUCCUUCUCCUUUAAGAGAGAGCUUUGCUAUAUUCACUGCGGAAAAUGUUCUUGUUCCGGAGGUCAUGCAAGCAAUAUUUGAAAUCCAUGAACGCGUUGGGAGAAUUUCCAUUUUGGACGGUAAAAAAUGGGAAGACUUGUGUUUCAAAUUGCCUAUUACAAAAUUCAAUGAAGCUUCCAAGUAUCGACGUCGACGCCGGCGUUCUGUUGCUACUACUCUGCCGUCUCGGGAAGUACUGAUGACUAGCGAAAAUAGGACGGCAAGAGAAGAGGACACAUUUUUCGGACAUGCAUUCGACGAUUUUGAUAAUGCUUUUAAUGAAGACUUUUUUAAUGAAGUUUCAUCUCCACAUGUUGUCGACUGGGACCCAUCAAUAGAACUUCCAGUCGAGACGUAUUGCUCAAUGGUUAAUAGCCUCGAUGAAGCAUGCUGGGAAGUUAAUCCCACGGAACUUUGGUCUUUCAACCGAUCUCUCAUUCAUAAUUUAACUAAAGACGAUAUUGUUCAGGUCAUGAAUUAUCAAUUGACCAGUCCCAUAUUUGGAAGAAAAGUCAACUACACGGCAGAACUGGGGGGAAAAAUAACUCAUAACGAGAAGGGUGAAAUAAUAGGUGCUGAAGCCAUCCGACUAAAAUUCGUCGUGGCAAUUAAUCAGACGGCAGUUGACCUGGGCAAGUCAAUGAGUGAUUUCAGCACUGGUGAAACUGCGGACGAAGGUACUUGGCUUUGGGAGAAAGCGUGGACGGAAUUGAUGCAGAAUGCAAGCAAAUCCCUACCACGAGGAAUUCAAGUCUAUUAUGCAAAUGGCAGGAGCUGGGGUGAUAUUACGGAAUCUUUGAUUUUUGAAGAUGGUAUGAUGCUUGUGGUUGGUUUCCUUGUAAUGUUCGUUUACAUUUCCAUUAUGAUUGGGCGCUUCAAUAUGGUCGAGCAAAGGCCUUUCCUUUCUAUUGCUGGAAUUACUUGUGUCGGUUUUGCUGUGAUUGUUGCGUACGGAAUAGGUGCCAUGUGUUUUCUUCUGUAUGGACCAGUCAACAAGAUUCUGCCCUUCAUGCUUCUAGGAAUUGGAAUUGACGACAUGUUUGUGAUUAUGCAAUGUUGGUCAAACCUAUAUCCAUCCUGUUUGACAAAAAAAUGCAAGCAAAGCAUUCCCGAAAGAAUGGGUAUGACCAUGAAACAUGCGGGCGUGUCGAUCACGGUCACAAGUUUGACGGAUGUCGCAGCAUUCGGCGUGGGAGCAUCCACGAUAAUGCCUGGUCUGCAGUCAUUCUGCAUUUAUGCGGCGAUUGGGAUAAUUGCCGUUUUCCUGUUGCAAGCCACGUUCUUUGUCGCAUGUUUCGCAGUUGAUCAGAAACGGCUUGAAGACCGAAGAAAUGGCUUCUUUCCUUGGAUCAAAUAUUCUGAAUCAGAGUUUACACCCAGUGAAUGGAGUCAGAAAAGCUACUAUCAGUCAGUUUUCGAAUGGUUCUUUUUCAAAAUUAUACUUACUCCAAUUGGAAAGACGAUUGUAAUCCUCAUGACUCUGGGAUUCCUUGGGGUCAACAUUUAUGGAAAUUUACUACUGAAACAAGAGUUCGACCCGGUUUGGUUUUUGCCGGACGAUUCCCAUUUGGCUUUGUUCAUAAAAACCAGGGAAAAUAAUUAUCCAGGGACCGGAAACCCAGCGUUCAUAGUUGCAGAAAAUGUUAACUGGACAGCAAGCUUUGAAAGCUACGAUAAAUUUUCAGAAAUGUUCAAGUCUUCCGAUGAAAUCUAUAGUUUUGAAAACUGGUACGACGAUUUCAAAAUCUAUGCAAACCAGCAUUUUGGAACUGACAUUCCCAAUAAACCACUAGAUCCAAAAUUGUUUCAAAAGUACAUGGGGAAAUUUUUGUACAGUCCUCGUGGAUCGAAGCAUCGAGGCUUUUUCAAGUUGGAAGGAAACUUUAGUUGUGGCAAUAACCUACCAACAAUUAAGAUGGUCAUGAUGCCGUUUCGCUUCAGGAAAUUUGCUGGUGCUGCCGAACAUAUCCCAGGAAUGCAUCAUAUAAAAAAUAUUGUCGCAAGUGUCAACUUGACAUACAACACUGGUAAGCAUGGUCGUAUGAUUCCUUGGUCACCGGCGAUGGUCACAUGGGAGACAGACGAGCUGAUAACUGAAGAGUUGUACAAGAAUGUUUUAUUUUCCUUCAUCUCUGUCUUGGGAACAACCUUCCUCCUUCUCGCCAACAUAAGAGUGUGCUUCUUCUGCGGGCUAUGUGUCAUUUUUACCUUAAUAAAUGUGGGUGGAAUGAUGCACUUCUGGGGUCUUACCAUAGAUAUGAUAUCUUUCAUAGAUAUUGUUCUUGCUGUGGGCCUUUGCGUUGACUACGCCGCACAUAUCGCCUUAGCAUUCAUGUCUUGCUCGGGGUCAAGGGCUGGCAGAGCGGAGUAUGCUGUCAGAUCCAUUGGCCCAGCUGUUUUGAAUGGAGGAUUCAGUACAUUUUUAGCAAUUCUACUUCUCGCAAAUUCUCAGUCACAUGCGUUCAAGUCAUUUUUUAAGAUAUUUACCGUUGUGAUAUGUUUCGGAUUAUUCCAUGGACUCGUUUUUCUCCCCGUAUUACUGACUCUGAUUGGACCUCAGCCAUUUUCCAAUACUCAGGAUGGAAAGAACGAACCUGGAAGUGGCACCAGUCCUAAGCCCCCAGUAGAAUUGCGACCAUUGACCAAUGGCAACGCAAACCACUCCCACAACAACCACCACUAUCAGCAGCCUGAAAGUCUAGCUGCAGAUUCAUCAUGUCCUCAGGAAGAACUCCUACCCAUGGAUCCACUCAAUUCAAUAACUGUACAAAGUUAGACGACCUUCUUAUUUAGCUAUGCGCAGAUACAUACAUAGUUGUUAGCACUUUACAUGACUGAUUAAGGUAUUUUUAGACUUAGUGACUUGAAUAUACUACGUGUAGUUCAACGUGACAUACAUAAUUAGCAGAAAACUCAUUUUUCUAAAGAAUAUGAAUUCACACGCCAAUAAGUUGGUUGUAUUAAAUUUAUGUAUUAUUCGGUCAGAUGUAACAAAGUAAAAAAUAAAAUAAAAAUAAAAGGUGUA
Molecule: messenger RNA, 6237 nt
Organism: Folsomia candida
Lineage: Eukaryota; Metazoa; Arthropoda; Collembola; Entomobryomorpha; Isotomidae
Product: NPC intracellular cholesterol transporter 1 homolog 1b
Exons: 30
Coding region: 2896-5988 (1030 amino acids)
Cellular component (GO): membrane
Source: RefSeq, a predicted model, not a curated record